AUGGCUGAAUAUAAGGAAAACGAUGUUGGAACAUCGGAAACGGCUGACGAAUUCAGUCAUAAUGGUGUGCAGGAAUCAAAAAAUAGAUCCUUAACAUUAGCCAGCCAUCUACUUUUCACCGAGACGAACAAGCUAAACGUGUUGGACGGGGAUUUCGGAGCUGAGCUACGUCGCCAUUUCGAACACGCUGGGAAAUUUGGGAAAGCUUUCAUGUUACACGCCCUCAAAGUCGAUACGCUCGCUGUGUACCAAACUCACCUGGCUUAUCUGCGUGCCGGCGCCCGGAUAAUAAGGACCAAUACAUAUCAAGCUUCCAAGGAUGACUUUAUGACGUACAUAGGUUUCGAUGAUCGCGAGUAUUCAUCGAUGGUACGUGGAGCCGCGGUGUUGGCGAAGAAAGCCGUGAAAACGUACGGCGAGGAGAUGGGAUACGAUCCAAAUUCCGAGGUAUAUCAACUGCGCCGACCCUUAGUAGCUGGCUCCUGCGGCAGUUACCUGCUUUCGCUUCUCGAUAAUAUACCUAAUAAAUGGUACAUAUCUGUGGAAGUCCUGCGUGAGCUAUCGGAAAGCGAACUGUUGCGGUUUCAUGGAUAUCGUGUGCAAGAGUUAUUGGCGGCGAAAGUCGAUCUGUUGGCAUUCGAGUCUGUACCUACUGUGAAUGAGGUUCGUGCUGUAUUGAAAUUGCUCCGGAAUUACCAGACAACUCGCGCCUGGAUCUCGCUCUUAUGUUCGGUAGAUGCGAAACUAAUGGACGGCACGGACUUUGAAGUCGCAGCUGCGAUGUGUUACAAUUACCUGCCCAACCAAAUUAUCGCGGUCGGCGCCGAAUGCAUCGAUCCAACAGUAACGAUAUCCGUUAUGCGGAUGCUCAACGAAACCAGGAAAUCUAAGAUUCCGUUCCUGUUAUACGCUGACAAACGUCAUUUCUCUAUUACGGAAGGCGCCGGUGGACCUAACGCAACCCUUUCGCAGAAUUAUCUACAGCAAUUGCGGGACGCCGGAAUAUGCUACGUCGGGGGUGGUCUGGACACUGUCGCGGAGGACAUGAAAAAGAUCUGCGAACAAGCGGCAAAUCUCCACGGAUCCAAGGCCAAAUCAUCCAAAUGA
Messenger RNA from Dinoponera quadriceps, 1107 nucleotides. Its product is annotated as homocysteine S-methyltransferase-like. Gene Ontology annotation, biological process: S-methylmethionine cycle. The record is from RefSeq and is a predicted model, not a curated record. Gene Ontology annotation, molecular function: S-adenosylmethionine-homocysteine S-methyltransferase activity. Bases 1 to 1107 code for a protein of 368 amino acids. Lineage: Eukaryota; Metazoa; Arthropoda; Insecta; Hymenoptera; Formicidae. The transcript has a single exon.